UGUGUAUGUGACACAGGUGGCCUGCUCCUUUCCACAGUGACUGCCAAGGUGGACCCCAGUGGCAGCAGCAGCAGCAGCAGCAGCAGCACCAGCAUCCACCUGCUGCAAGGGCAGAGCCUGACCCUGACCUUGGAGAGCCCCUCCGGUAGUAACCCUUCGGUGCAAUGGAAAGGUCCAGGGAAUAAAAGCAAGAGUGGGGUCCACAGCCUCUCACUGUCCCAGCUGGAGUUGCAGGAGAGUGGCACCUGCACAUGCACUGUCUCCCAGAGCCAGAAGACAUUGGUGUUCAACACAAACAUCUUGGUGCUGGCUUUCCAGAAGGUCUCUAACACGGUCUAUGCGAAAGAAGGGGAGCAGGUGGAGUUUUCCUUCCCGCUCAACUUCGAAGAUGAAAACCUGACGGGGAAGCUGAGGUGGAAGGCAGAGGGGGCUCCCUCCUCCCUGCUCUGGAUCUCCUUCACCUUGAAGAACAAGAAGAUAUCUGUGAAAGAGGUUGACCAGUACUCCAAACUCCAGAUGAAGGACUCACUCCCGCUCCACUUUACCCUGCCCAACGUUUUGUCUCGUUAUGCCGGUUCUGGAAACCUGACCCUGGUCCUUGACAAGGGACAGUUGCAGCAGGAAGUAAAACUCGUGGUGAUGAGAGUGACUCAGUCUGGGAACAAUUUGACCUGUGAGGUGCUGGGACCCACCUCCCCUGAGCUGACGCUGAGCUUGAAACUCGAAGAGCAGGCUGCCAAGGUCUCAAAGCAGCAGAAGAUGGUAAGGGUGGAGGACGCCGAGGUGGGAACAUGGCAAUGUCUACUGAGUCACAAGGACAAAGUCUUGCUGGCAUCCAAGGCCGAGGUUUUGCCUCCUGUGCUCACCAGGACCUGGACAAAUCUCUUGACCAUCGUGCUGGGCGGGGUCCUAGGCCUUGUGCUUUUCACUGGGCUCUGGGCCUACUGCUGUGUUAAGUGCUGGCACCGCAGGCGCCAGGCAGCUCGGAUGUCUCAGAUCAAGAGACUCCUCAGUGAGAAGAAAACCUGCCAAUGCUCCCACCGGUUACAGAAGACAUGUAAUCCCAUUUGAGGCACAGGACCAGGGAGCUUCCCACUUGCAGUGCAGCCUCGCCAGCUGUCUCCCCUUGCGUUUCCUGCUGGGCUUCUGGGCCUGCGGACCAGAUGAAUGUAGCAGACCCCAACAUUUCCGGCCGUCUCCUGCUCUCUUUGUCCACACUUGGCCAUUGGCUCUCCUCUUGCAGAGGCUUACACCAUUUCCUCCCCAUUUCCUUUGCAUCAAGCCUACCCCUGAUCCAUGAUUUCUUCCCAGCUCCCUCCCCCAUUGCCUCCUGGGCCCAGGGAAUCACAUGCGACCAGCCGUACCUGGCAUGGAGGGCAAGGGUGGGUAUCUGAAGCAUGAAGGAUAGGGCUGCCAUUUUAUUGGACAGGACCUUGGGACCAGAGGGGACAGGCACUAGCCCGAGAUCACACAGGCAGUCAAGGGCACAUCCAGAUCAAAAGCCUCCUGACUGCUAGUGUCCACUGCUCCAUUCUCCCCGCUUCCUCACUCUGUUUUGGCAGGGCACGGACUCACAUCCUGACCUGUGCACAAACAGGCACCGCUGGACACAAACCCAUGUACAUAGCCCACCCUUGUGCACAGACACAAUUCCUUUAUCACCCAAGCAGUACGUCUCAGUUUAUGAGCCAGUCUCACAUCCUUUGUCUGUUUAAACCUUAUGAAACUCUUACGGAGCUAGUACUGACAGGACCAAGAUUAGCAUCUCCAGUUUAUAGACCGGAAAUGGAACUCAGAGAGGUCAGAUGAUUGCCCAAGGUCACACAGCUAGUACGUGCCAGAGUCAGGACUAGCGCAGGUCUCUUAACCCCUAGUUCUGUGGCUGUUUCCUGAACACAGACACAAACACCACGCAAAUCUCUGCAUCUGUUUAGUCACUGAUGCCCAGUACCCACCUUUGGAUUCAUAAAAGCACACCACCCCACUCAGGGUCUGCCUCAGAGAGUUCAGAAACACAGAAGAGGGCCUCCCUGCCUAAAAUCCCUCUCUCUCACCUGCUGGUGGCAGAAUCCUGUUACCAGAGGACAAAAGCUGGCAGUUCUCCUAACCAGAGCACAGGCUGGGAACACAGGCCCUGUGGGAGAGAGUGACCAGUGACCUACCACUCACCCUGUUGCGGAACCUUCUGGAAGGUGAGCUUUGCCAGGGGGAGGGGGCGAGGAGCUGGCUGGAGAGAGAAUACUCUGAGAGGACCUCGUGGAAGGGUUCAGUCCCUCUGCCCUGCACUUUCCUUCAUCCCUCCUCCAAACCAUUCAGGAAGCAGGAAAAUUGGGGUUACAAGUAUUUUUCCUCCUCUUCUUGAACCAUCUCUCUCAGGAACCCUCAGCCUCCUCUGCCUUUCCUUCCUUCCCUUUCUCACCACCUGUGUCAGUCCCUACCCCCUUUCCCUUGUCUUCUCUUUCCAGCUUGCCCCUUCCAGGGAGGACACCCAGUUCACACCAAGGCUCCCCACUGCUUGCUUCGUAUUCCUGCCUGCUCCCGCCCUGCCUCCCUGAGCUGACAGAAAAAUACAAUAAACUUACUGUAA
Panthera uncia (snow leopard) is the source of this 2587-nucleotide messenger RNA. RefSeq names its product T-cell surface glycoprotein CD4-like. Lineage: Eukaryota; Metazoa; Chordata; Mammalia; Carnivora; Felidae. The record is from RefSeq and is a predicted model, not a curated record. The annotation marks the transcript as partial. Gene Ontology annotation, cellular component: membrane raft; external side of plasma membrane. The transcript has 6 exons. Gene Ontology annotation, biological process: T cell activation; cell adhesion; immune response. Gene Ontology annotation, molecular function: protein tyrosine kinase binding; MHC class II protein binding; coreceptor activity.